Molecule: messenger RNA, 1531 nt
Organism: Apis dorsata (giant honeybee)
Lineage: Eukaryota; Metazoa; Arthropoda; Insecta; Hymenoptera; Apidae
Exons: 6
Coding region: 424-1428 (334 amino acids)
Biological process (GO): G protein-coupled receptor signaling pathway
Cellular component (GO): plasma membrane
Molecular function (GO): G protein-coupled receptor activity
Source: RefSeq, a predicted model, not a curated record
UACAAAUGAUUUCAUUUAAUAAAAUAAAUCUGCAAUUUAUAUUAAUAUUAAAUAUAUCAUUACAAUCAAUUCAAUGUAUUGAAAUUCCAGUAAAUGAAAUCAGGUGAGACACGAAAGAUUUGAUAAAAAUUAUAAAUAAAUUCAAUUAAUAAAAAAAAUAAUUGUUAUAUAUUUUCAUUUAUAUAUUUAUAUUUAUUGUAUAGUUCUUAUAUUAAAGGAAAUUUAUCAUGUCCAUUAUCAUUAACAAGUUUGGAUUUUAUUUACAAUUUUUCACAACCCAAUUUAGAAAUUGUAUGGCCUUGUGAAGUUCGUUUUUAUUGGUUAUCAUUACAACCAUUUGUUAAAUUUGUGCGUUUUUUACUUAGCUAUAUAACACCAUUUAUUAUAAUACUUGGUGUAUUAUUAAACAUUAUUUCUUUUGUAAUGUUAAGUACACCUAUACUUUGUGAAUCAAACUUAUCGCUUUAUUUAAAAGCAUUGGCAUUAUCUGAUAAUGGAGCAUUAAUAUUUAAUUAUGCUAUGGGUAUUGCAAAAUCACAUUUUAUAUUUGUUAAUAAUCUUUUUAUGAACAGUGGAUUUCUAUGCAGCUUAAAUUCUGUUACUAUGGAAUUUUUUCAAUUUACCUCAACUUGGUUGGUUGUAAUUCUCACAUGGACACGAGUAUUUGCUAUUAUAUUUCCUUUCGAAAUAUAUGGUCAUUAUAAUAAUUGCUCUGAAAUAAUAAUUAUUAUUAUUUUGAUAUGUAUCAGUUUUAUAAUAUCAUUAACAAAGUUAUAUUCAGGAGGCUAUGAAACAGAUAGUGUUUUUGAAUUUAUACCAUGUCAAAAAAAAAUAAAACCAUGGGGUAGUACUAUGUAUUUUUAUAUUGCACUAUCUACUUGGUUGCCAUUACUUUUUAUAUUUAUUGGAAAUAUUUUACUGAUUAUACACAUGAAAAAAAUGGAAAAAAUUCAUUGUCAGUUAACUCAAAAUUUCAGAUAUAAAAUAAGUAGAAUGCAUCAUACUUUUAAAACAUUAUUUGUAGUAUCAACUGUUUAUUUAGUGUUACUAUUACCCCUUGGUAUAGUUGAAACUUUAGAACUUUAUUGGGAUGUUGUAUUAAUUAAAUUCCCUAAUACUGAAAUAAAGAAAAAGACAGAAUAUAUACAUUGGUUAAAAGAAAAAAUAUUAUUAAAGUGGUGUCGUGGUUUAUGCUUUCACAUAUAUCAUUGGAAUUUUGCAAUUAAUUUCUUUUUAUAUUAUCUCACAGGUAAAAAAUUUAGAAAUGUUAUUAUACAGACAGUAAAGCAUUUUAAAAUUAUAAUUUUUUCCAUCUUUUCUAAAUAUAUUAAUAAAUAUAUAUCAUGUUCAAAAUAUCCUACACAUUUAAAAUCUCUGAAGUCUUUGAAUGUUAUAAAAUUUAUCGAUAAGAAUUAUCGCAUUCAAUGAAUAUUCUAUCUCUAGCCUUAUUUUUUUGCAAAAUGAUAGCGCUAUUAUCAUAAAUAUUUAUAAAAGAUUAUAUUUAUGAACAAAAUUUAUAAAAAUUAUUAAA